Messenger RNA from Phalaenopsis equestris, 1712 nucleotides. RefSeq names its product E3 ubiquitin-protein ligase RDUF1-like. Bases 242 to 1327 code for a protein of 361 amino acids. Gene Ontology annotation, cellular component: cytoplasm. The record is from RefSeq and is a predicted model, not a curated record. The transcript has a single exon. Gene Ontology annotation, biological process: protein ubiquitination. Lineage: Eukaryota; Viridiplantae; Streptophyta; Magnoliopsida; Asparagales; Orchidaceae. Gene Ontology annotation, molecular function: ubiquitin protein ligase activity.
CUUUUCGGCUCGAGAAACCGAUAGGUGGCUCUUUGAUUUCUGUCACCGCCUCUUCGUUUUCUUCCGGCCGCCAUUUAUUUUCUUCAGUGUUGCGUCUUCAAAUACUCAAUCAUCAGUUGCGAUAAAGGAGAUAUUUUUCGAUCAAUUUUAGGUUAUAUUCCGAAGUUUUAUCACUCUUUUAUACAAAUCAAGAUAUUCUAGUGGAUCGAGUUUCGGAUCUUAGAACGGUUCUAGGUCUUAGAUGCCUUCUUCUCCGGUAAUGGCGACGGGAUCUUCAUACUGGUGUUACCGCUGCAGUCGCUUCAUCAGCGUCUGGCCGCAGGAUGCGAUCGUCUGUCCCGACUGCGAUGGUGGUUUUCUCGAGGAGGUUGAGUCCUCACCGAGUCUCGCACGCCGUUAUCUUCUCAGCGGCCAUGGGGCUUCCCCAGAAAACCACCCCGAGCCCAUUCGAAUACGCCGCCACCGACGAAACGGAACCGGAGACCGCUCCCCUUUCAAUCCUGUGAUCGUUCUUCGUGGCCCUUCUGACGGCGGUGGAGGCCGCGACGCUGAUCGCCCUUUGAACAGCAGCUUUGAACUCUACUACGACGAUGGGGCGGGGUCUGGCCUUCGUCCUCUUCCAGCGAAUAUGUCUGGGUUUCUGAUGGGAUCCGGUUUGGAGCGGCUACUAGACCAGCUUGCGCAGAUCGAGAUUAAUGGCCUUACGGGUCGCGGAUUUGAGCAGCCGCCGGCUUCCAAGGCUGCUAUCGAGUCUAUGCCGACGAUCGAGAUCACUGCUUCGCAAGAUUGCAACUGUGCCGUUUGUAUGGAACCGUUCGAUCUCGGAGCUGAAGCGAGGGAGAUGCCCUGCAAGCACAUCUACCAUCAAGAUUGCAUCUUGCCGUGGCUCUCGCUGCGGAAUUCCUGCCCGGUGUGCAGGCAUGAGAUGCCCACUGAUAUAAGGGGGCGAGGAAUGACGGAGCACCACGGAGAUGACCGAAGUCCGUCAGCCGUCGGCGAGGAUGAAACCAUGGGACUUACUAUAUGGAGACUUCCUGGUGGAGGGUUUGCAGUUGGGAGGUUUACUGGGGGGAUAAGGGCGGGGGAGCGACAGCUGCCGGUUGUUUAUACUGAGAUGGACGGCGGGUUUAAUUCUGGCCUUGCACCGAGGAGAAUCUCCUGGGCUUCCAGAGAUAAUAGGUCUCAACAGAGAGGAGGAAUUGGACGGAUAUUUCGUAAUAUGUUCUCAUUUUUGGGCAGACGUCGAUCUGCACCUUCUCGUCCCAGUUCAGAUUUUGCUUCUUCAGCUUCUGAUAGGACCCGGAGAAGCAGAGCCUUUCAGGUCUAACAGAGGUGAGUUUUCUGUGAGGCGUUAGUGAGAACCACAUUAUUUUAGAUAAGCUUUAUUCAAGUUGUUUGUUCAAUUUCAGUAGAGAGGAGAAAUCAUUGUGUAGAAGAUGCAGAACGCCUGAUCUUUUUUUCUAUAUAAAUCUAAUGUAAAUACAAAGAAUCUGGAAAAAAGUUGCGCCUUUUUUCUGCUAUAAAUGUGGCUGGUGGCUUUGAAGAAACUUAAGCUUUCCAGUUUACCCGUGAAGUUUAAAGGUAUUCAUUUUAUCCAUUUUGUUUUCUUAAAACAAAAUGUCGUUCCAAUUAUUGAAUCUUAAUCUAAAAUUGCUGUGUAGUCGUCUUUUUUUUUUAUGAUGGUUGAAUUGGAAAGGAUGGUGUAGGUGCGC